Messenger RNA from Branchiostoma floridae (Florida lancelet), 3946 nucleotides. RefSeq names its product exostosin-1-like. The record is from RefSeq and is a predicted model, not a curated record. Gene Ontology annotation, molecular function: glycosyltransferase activity. The transcript has 9 exons. Gene Ontology annotation, cellular component: membrane. The coding region runs from base 296 to 2581 and encodes 761 amino acids. Lineage: Eukaryota; Metazoa; Chordata; Leptocardii; Amphioxiformes; Branchiostomatidae.
ACUAAACAUUUCACCUGUACCGUAUUCUAAAGUGGACAGUUCAGGACCAAGACGUUAGAAACGGUGUUGUUUCCAGUGGAAAUUUCGCAGUUGGUCCGCCAGGUAGCGCCCCUGGGAUUCCCCGAAGGAAGUUUUCCGUCUCGUUGCGUCAUCAUCCCCCGCGGUGCACCUUGGGAAAAUUGGGAGUCAGAGAAAGCAAGAUGGCGGCCGGCAGCGGAACACGGCUCCAAGCACGGGGCCGUCCUCGGUAAAACCGUGCUCCGCAAGCCGCCUCAGAAUAAAAGGACUACUUUCGAUGCACGCCAAGAAACGAUACGCUCUUGUGCUCUUCUCGGGCCUGUUAUUGUUGUUGUUUUACUACGGAGGAGUGCGCUUACUGGCUGCGACAUCGGCCGCGGCGCACCACUCGAGGGGCGCCUGGGCCCCUGCUCCGCAUGGAGGGGGUCGCAGGCCGGACAAGUUGGGAGCUGCUCGCUCCUACCUGCGGACUUUCGCCGACUCGGACGAUCAGGAGGCGGCUGAUCUGCACGCCGAGUCGCCCAAGCGGCGGCGCAUGGCCCGCUCGGCUCUGUACCGCAACGCCAAGUGCCGUAUGGAUACCUGUUGGGACUUCUCUCGGUGCCCGCCGCACAAACCCUUCCGAGUUUACAUCCAUCCCAACGCCGAGCACACAGAUACCACCUUGGGGCCCGGGCCUCAGUCUGCCGCAUACACCAAGAUCUUAGAAGCUCUCAGACGCUCGGGCUACCUCGCAGAGCGUCCUGAAGACGCAUGUGUUCUUGUCCUAGCCGUGGACACCUUGGAUAGAGACCGUCUUAGCCCCGACUAUGUCUCGGGCGCUGCGCAACGCAUCCAGGCUUUGCCUCUAUGGAGCGGCGACGGCACUAACCACCUCGUCUUCAACAUCUACUCGGGCACGUGGCCCGACUAUGCCGAGGAGCUCGGCUUCGACACCGGGAGAGCUGUUUUAGCGAAAGCUUCCUUCAGCAUGGACAAGUUUCGCCCCGGCUUCGAUAUCUCAAUCCCGCUGUUUGCGAAGGAUCACCCACAGCGCGGCGGGAGGCCUGGCGAUCUCACCGCCAACACCUUCCCCGCCGCCACGGCCAACAAGUACCUGCUCGUCUUCAAGGGGAAGCGGUACCUGACGGGGAUCGGGUCCGAGACCAGGAACGCGCUGUAUCACCUGCACAACGGCGACGAUAUCAUCCUCACCACCACAUGUAAGCACGGCAAGAGCUGGAAGUCUCACGACGACGGCAGAUGUCAGCAGGACCAGCAAGAAUUCGACAAAUAUGACUACAACACUCUCCUGCACAAUUCUACGUUCUGUCUGGUGCCGCGCGGGCGGCGGCUCGGAUCUUUCCGCUUCCUGGAAGCGCUGCAGGCAGCGUGCAUUCCCGUUAUCGAAGCGAACGGAUGGGAGCUCCCGUUCUCGGAGGUGAUUGAGUGGGACCGCGCCACCAUCACGGCUGACGAAAGGCUGCUAUUUCAACUUCCUUCCAUUCUGCGAGCGAUCCCUCCUGAGAAAAUCCUGGCACUGAGACAGCAGACUCAGUUUCUCUGGGAGACGUAUUUUUCCUCGGUGGAAAGAAUAGUUCUUACUACAUUAGAGAUACUUAGAGAUAGAAUAAUGUCCCACCAAUCACGAAGUGCCUUCAUCUGGAACCGGCCGCCAGGCGCGCUCGCUGUGCUUCCAGAAUAUUCCGAGAACUUGGCGGACUUCCCCUUCUUCCGUUCCCCCCUGGGUCUGCCCCCACCCCAGGGGUUCACCGCGGUCAUCCUGGCCACAUCCCCGAUCAUCUCACAGUCUGCGCCCAUAUAUAAAUUAAUCAAGGCUGUGGCCAUGUCAAAACAUGCUGCUCAGAUCGUAGUACUAUGGAAUAGCGAAAAGCCUUUGCCUGCAAAAAAUAGGUGGCCUCCGACGGGGAUUCCCAUCAUGGUAGUGAAGGGGCAGAGCAAGGUGAGCGGAAAGCAAAUGAGCAGCCGUUUCUUUCCUUACGACAUCAUCCAGACUGACGCUGUGUUAAGUCUGGAUGAGGACACCAUUCUCAACACUGAUGAGGUUGACUUUGCCUUCGCGGUGUGGGAGAGUUUCCCAGACAGAGUGGUGGGUUACCCAGCGAGGAGCCACUACUGGGAUGAGGCGAAGUCUCGCUGGGGGUACACGUCCAAGUGGACUAACGACUACUCCAUGGUGCUCACUGGGGCUGCCUUCUAUCAUAGAUACUACAACUUCCUGUACACCCAUUGGUUGCCUGAGGAGGCCCGACGAUUGGUUGACGAGGGCGACAACUGCGAGGACAUCCUCAUGAACUUCCUGGUCUCCCACGUCACCAAGCUGCCCCCCAUCAAGGUCACCCAGAAGAAACAGUACAAGGAGACCAUGCUGCAGGGGAACAGCAAGUCCUCCCGCUGGGCUGACCCCAACCAUUUCUCCCAGCGCCAGACUUGCAUGAACGGUUUCGUCGAUCUGUUCGGCUACAUGCCGCUGAAAAGGUCGCAGAUGAGACUCGACCCGCUCCUGUUUAAGGAUCCCGUGUCAAACCUGAGGAAAAGAUACAGACAGCUGGAGCUGGUAUAACAGUAGCUGGGCCGCCCCUUCCCCAACCCCCUAGCCUAGCCUCCAGAGGGUGUGAAGGGGGAUAUGGUAACUUACUCCCCAUUCGAUAAUGUUUAUAGAAUUGUACAAAUUUUGUUGUAUAGACUUGUCUUUUCCGAAUGAAGAAAUAGCGGUUUGUUGUUGCAACUUUGAGUCAGAUAAAAAAGAGAAAAAAAGUUCUAUGCAAGUUUUAUUUGUGGUCAAAGUAGUAUCGCCUUAAGUUCAGUUAGCAAUAGUUUAACCCAACAAAAACACCACCAAACAAAUGAUUCAAAAAUAUGGCUUUUUUAAAACCCCUUUCACACCCUCGCCAGUAUCAGUAAAACCCCAUAUGGCACCUUUGUUGUACAAAUUUAUUCUAUAGCCAUAGUCGACAUGUACAUGACAAUCAGGCCUUCCCUUUCAACCUGCCAAGAAAAAUGCAAAUUUUCCGACAGAUGAUUCAACUCAAGAAGCACCCAAACCUACAGUCUCAUCUGGACUGGACUGUAGGCUCCAGAGAUUCGGGGGGACGGCAAGUUUUUCAGUAAGGAACGUCGGUUUGAAGACCAAGUCGAAACUUCCUUUGGUAAGCAGAAAUGUUCUUUAAAAGCUCUGAGAAAGCAAGGAGCUCCUUGUAGAAAGGAAGUAUCAUUUGGUGACAAUUUUGCUAGUGUACCCUCAACCUCUGGGGCCUACGGUCAAACUUCCAUGAACAGAAAAAAACUGACAGCAGCAUGGCAAAGAAAUGAAAUUGUCGCAUGUUGGUAAUCCGAGCCACACGGUUGUUUCUCUGGAUUGUUUGCUGCUCCAUUCUUAAAAGGAAGUUGUAGGUUUUGUGCUGAAUGGUUUGUUGGCAGACUUGUGUAGCUGUAGUACCCAGAGGCGUCGUGCAAAACAAGGGAAGGCGGUGCUAGGGACAGCCCCAGAGUCAAGCCAUACUGCUUGACCCAUGCCAUGACAUUUGUGUACCCAGAGACUGAUGACAUCACAUCCACACGAGAAGUGCUGAUGUCGCCCCAGUGUUGUGUAGAUGGCCUGAUAUGUGGCGGCUGCUAUGCAGCCGUGUGUAAGUAGAGAAAUUUUGACAAAGAAACAUGCUAUUUUCUUAACUUUUCUAAUUCAGUCUUUUCUAGAUGGCUGUGUACUUAUAAAUGACAGAUAGAUAAAGAUAAGAUGUUUAUGAUAAGGAUGCUGUUUAAAUGUCUUGCCUUUCUCAAUGGAUGAUGUAGAAAAUAAGCUGUAAGAUAUUAGCAAGGCUUUCUGUAGCACUCAUGACAUAUAAGAUGGUAUUUUUAGGUAAAAGUUGAAGCGUUUUGUGAUCAUGCACUGUUUUCUGGAGAAUUUGUUUGAUUUCAAAAUCAUGAA